GUUCAUCGUCUCCAGCUCCUCCUGGCAAAAUCUGAGACUAUGAGGAAAAAUACAGAGGGCAAAGACACCCAAAACCGACUGAAGGCACUGAAUGCUGCUGUCCUGAGACUAUCCAGGAACAUCAAGGAAUUGCAGAAUGAGAAUCGGAGGCUGAAAGAAGAUCUGGAUCAUGUCCUGAGCAGUUCUCCUCCUUCCAGUAAAACAAAAAAUUACAGUGAGUGGAGCAGACAGAGGCUGGUGAGACGGAUUUCAGAACUAGAAAAGAAAGUAUGUGCCAUGGAGAACUCCAGGGUGUCAUCAGCAGAUAGUGAAUCAUCACAGUUACUUGCUGUGUCAUCUUCACCUUCUGUAGACCUGGAUCAUCCAAACUCUCAACAAUUAGACCAUGUUGAGGAGUGUCGUCACCUCCAAGGGCUAGUGAAGAAACUGAAGAGUGACAGGAAGGCACUUCAAAAUCUCCUACUCAAUAAAGAAUUAGAUAUCAAGCAGUUACUUGAGGCUAAGGCUGAAGUGGAGCUGGAGCUGCAGAAGUGGCAGAAUAAAGUGGAAGAAAAGAGUACAGAAGAGCAGACUUUCAGUGAAGAGAUACAGAACCUGACACAGAAAGUAGGGAAGCUAGAAUCAAAACUGGAGGAAGAGAAGAGACAAAUGGCAGAAGAUACAAUGGAAAAGCUUAAUAAGUCUUCACCAGUCUGCACAGUUAAAGGCAAGGAAGAUCACAGGAAGGAACAAGCAGCCAAAAUCAUCCAGAGACAGUGGAGGAUGUACCAAAAUAAGAAAGAAGAAAUUGCUUUGGAUGAGGCAGUUGUUACACUUCAGGCAGCUUUCAGAGGACAUUUAGCUCGACAGAAACUGUUACUGGAUAACAGGACGCAGGACACAAAAUCUGACAACAAGGUAAUUGCUGGGGCAAAAAUCUCCUGUAUGUCUUCCAUGUCAAACUCCUUGAGCUUAUCUUCUGAUAGCAAAGAGAAAGAUGAGAUUGUGAUGUUCAUCCAGUCCAUUUUUAGGGCUCACUUGGCACGUACAGUCCUGCUUGAGGAGAGGCCCUCUGUGUCAAGUGCAUCAAGUGAGAAAACAGAUUCUACGGUUUACAUUUCAGAGAAGAAACCAGCACUCCAGAGAUCUCCUUCAAUCUUCAUCUCAUCUCUUUCUGUGUAUCUAGCCAGGUCCUCUGAGGAGCAGCUGCAGCCUCCUCUCCCUCUGCCCGUGGAUGAAGCUCACUCUGACGACUCAGAUGAUAUUGUCAUUGUCUCUCCAUCAUUGCAGAUGAAGAAAAACUACACCCACUUUUAA
Messenger RNA from Merops nubicus (carmine bee-eater), 1296 nucleotides. RefSeq names its product IQ domain-containing protein E-like. Gene Ontology annotation, molecular function: protein binding. The record is from RefSeq and is a predicted model, not a curated record. The annotation marks the transcript as partial. The transcript has 14 exons. NCBI's taxonomy places the organism in Eukaryota, Metazoa, Chordata, Aves, Coraciiformes, Meropidae.